Messenger RNA from Pogona vitticeps (central bearded dragon), 1232 nucleotides. NCBI's taxonomy places the organism in Eukaryota, Metazoa, Chordata, Lepidosauria, Squamata, Agamidae. The record is from RefSeq and is a predicted model, not a curated record.
UUUACCGUAUCCACCUUGAUACUCACCUUCGAUUCCGAUUCGACAACAUCACAUACCAGUUCUGUUCUCUCCCAUUUGGGCUUUCCACAGCAUCGAAGACAUUUACCAAAUGCAUGGCACCAGUGUCUGGCUACCUUCGACUCCAAGGAUUGGACCUAUCCGAUGAGGCGUGAGAUGCAGGAGAUUUUACCUGGGUUGUUCUUGGGCCCAUAUUCUUCGGCUAUGAAAAGUAAGCUACCUAUACUUCAGAAGCAUGGAAUUACCCAUGUAAUAUGCAUACGACAAAAUAUUGAAGCAAACUUUAUUAAACCAAACUUCCAGCAAUUAUUUAGGUAUUUAGUCUUGGAUAUUGCAGAUAAUCCCAUUGAAAAUAUAAUAAGAUUUUUCCCAAUGACUAAGGAAUUUAUUGAUGGGAGUUUACAGACUGGAGGAAAAGUUCUUGUCCAUGGGAACGCUGGGAUUUCUCGAAGUGCUGCCUUAGUUAUUGCAUACAUUAUGGAAACCUUUGGAGUGAAGUACAGGGAUGCCUUCACAUAUGUGCAAGAAAGAAGGUUUUGUAUUAAUCCCAAUGCUGGAUUUGUCCACCAACUUCAGAUCCACCGCUGCUCUACAAGUGGUGGAGAUAAGAGACACUUAUUUCUGGAAUACGAAGCCAUCUAUCUAGCAAAAUUAACUAUCCAGAGGAUGUCACCUCGGCAGUUGGAACGAUCACUCUCUGUUACUACAGGAAGUCUAAAACGGAGUCAUGAAGAGGAUGAAGAAAUCUCCAGUAUGCAACCUGCAGCUCAGAACGGUUGACCUAAGGGCACCGUGGACUCAUGGCAGCUGCAGAUCUCAGCAAGAGGAAUGGCCAGAGCUGAUGAUGUUUUUUAUAUGGGAGAAUAGUCCAACUUCUUUAUGCAAACCUUGCCCCGCCAGUAGCAUACAAGGCAAAAUUUUAAAAGGUAUUUUGGAUCAUCCCUUGACUGUCUAGAUGGCACUGAUUGUUUUAUUCCAUUUUUUUUACACUUUAUAGUUUUAUCCUAAACCAAGACUUUGGACUUGCAAAGAGGUAUUAUUGCAAUAAUGCACUUUUCAUACUUGAAAUUUCUUUAUUUGUAUUGAUAAAAGUUAUUACUUAAGCAAAACGUGAGUUGGGGAGGGAAUUAUUUGUUUACAAAGUUUUGUGUAAUUUAUAACAAGAGUCUUUAGUAAAAAAAAGAAAAGGAAUGAAAAAAAAACCUUAAAAUUCA